This is a messenger RNA of Epinephelus moara (kelp grouper), 3930 nucleotides long. Its product is annotated as Kv channel-interacting protein 2-like. Gene Ontology annotation, biological process: regulation of potassium ion transmembrane transport. The record is from RefSeq and is a predicted model, not a curated record. Gene Ontology annotation, cellular component: voltage-gated potassium channel complex. The coding region runs from base 440 to 1201 and encodes 253 amino acids. Lineage: Eukaryota; Metazoa; Chordata; Actinopteri; Perciformes; Serranidae. The transcript is spliced from 9 exons. Gene Ontology annotation, molecular function: calcium ion binding; potassium channel regulator activity.
GGCACUGCCUCUCUCUUGCUUCAUCACUCCUCUUCCUCUCUCCUCUCAGCUGUGUCUCCUCUCUCAGCUCGGACACAUACAGAUGCAGCUGACAGGCGGACUCUUUGUCAUUUGUUUGGAUCUUUGGAUCAGCAAAGUGAAGUCAUCAGCUUUCUGCUGCUGAUCAACAACCUUUAACUCACACAGCCUCUCCAAGUGACCGUGAAGCGCCAACUGUGGAUGUGAGCGCGCGCUGGUGCUGAGCAGGAGGAGAGUUUGGAUAAAGAGACACGAGCUUUUCCACGGACUUUUACCCUUUUUGCCGUCCCUCUAUCUUCGAUCACACACCGGCUGAUGCUUGCGGGAAAGUGAAAUGCAAACAGGAGUGAAGUCGUAGACGAGCUGCGGCUCCGACGCGCGCACAGAUCCUGCAGGUUCAGCGGUGAGACCCGAGACAAACAUGAAAUCCAGGAGUCAGGACCAGAGUUUGUCUGACUCCAGAGAGCUGGACAGAUCUUACGACCCACUUACAGGUAAUCCACCAUCCAAACCCAAUAAAAAGACCAUAAAGCAGCGCUUCCUCAAACUUCUCCCCUGCUAUCGCUCUGGCUCCAGUUCUUCAACGUCUCAAAGCAAUUCAAGUGAUGAUGCUGAACUGUCGACGGUGUGUUACCGACCGGAGGGGCUCGACCGUCUCGUACAGCAGACCAACUUCAGCAAGAAGGAGCUGCAGGUCCUCUACCGGGGAUUCAAAAACGAGUGUCCCAGCGGUGUGGUGAAUGAAGAGACUUUCAAAAGCAUCUACUCCCAGUUCUUCCCUCAGGGAGAUUCAAGUAUGUACGCUCAUUUCCUGUUUGAAGCUUUUGACACUCAAAACAACGGAUCCGUCAGCUUUGAGGACUUUGUUGUAAGUCUGUCCAUCAUCUUGAGAGGCUCCAUCACUGAUAAACUCAACUGGGCCUUCAAUCUGUACGAUCUCAACAAAGACGGCUGCAUCACCAGAGAGGAGAUGACAGACAUCAUGCGCUCCAUCUAUGACAUGAUGGGGAAGUAUACCUACCCCUGCAUGAGGGAUAACGCUCCCAAGGAGCAUGUUGACAACUUCUUCCAGAAAAUGGACAGGAACAAUGAUGGAGUGGUCACCAUCGAGGAAUUCUUAGAGACAUGCCAAAAGGACGAGAGCAUCAUGCAGUCCAUGCACAUGUUUGACCAUGUGAUCUAAAGCUUGAGAAAUAUAAGAUUUUUCCUGCUGCCUGGAGCUCAUCUAAAGUUCUUCAGCCCCCAGCCAGAGUGGACGGAGUUUCUGGGCCCUAAAUAGAGUGGUGCAGGGUGCAAACAACAACGACCUGAGGAUAUUUUCCCCAAACCACCUUUUCUUGUGAAAUGUCUUUUUAUUUAAGGUGUAUAGGGAGACAGCAAAGGUGGAUUUUGGUGUUUUAAGGAGCUUGUAUCACGACUGAAAGAUUUGUGCGGACCACUUCGAACAAGAAAUGUUUAAUGCUGCGGAAAAGCAGCUCAAUAACAACAAGCAUUGAUGGCUCAAAAAACAGCAGAUACAGUAGGCGACAGUCGUGGCCUCUUCGCUCACACAAAUGAUGACUAUUAACUGAUCAUAUUUUCUCUAUUGCAUGAAUGAAUGUGCAGACACAUGGAACAAAUUGAACAAUGCUCAAAGUGUUGUAGAGUACCACUCACUGUCUAUACUCACAGUAAUCCUAAGGCGGCUCUAAUAACGGGAUGAAAAUCAAGCAAUAAUCUUAAAGUAACAUGUUAUGAAAUAUGUCCUCAGUGUUGUCAUGGGGCUCACCACUCACAUUUACUGUAAUACUGUAUAUUGUGUCUGCAUGAUGUGUCUGUAUCGCCUGGCCAUUGAAAUGUUUAAUUAAAGUGUUGAUAUAUUUUCUAUAUGGACGUGGUUACAAUGACAAUGAUGAAGAAGUUGAAUAAAACUACACAGUUGCUAUGCAGAAGUGCAUCUUUUUUUUAGUAUUACUAUUAUUGACGAGCUGGAAUAUCACAGCUACUCAUGCCACAGCAUCUUUUGCAAAAUAUAACAAAGUUUUUUCUAAUUAAAAUCUUUUUUUUUUUUUUUAGAUUUAUCUCAAGAAAACCUGCAGCAGAGCCACAGAGGCAGUGUUGGAUACAUAAUGAGAGGAGACUAGGGAGCAUGAAGACAUUUUGGCUUCUAUUAGAAAAAAAUAAACACCAAUUUGACUUUUAGACAAAGCAGAAUCACUACAAAAACAAAGAAAAUAUGACCAUGUCAUAAACAUAGUGAGCGAGAGAAAGAAGAAGAAAAAGGCAACAAUACAGAUCUUAAAAUUGGAGGUCCAGCAGUCUCUUUAACCUGCCCAACAUGGCAAGAGCAAUAGCACAAAAACACAUCAUCUUUGCAGGAGAGACAAACACUUACAUCCUCCUGAGACCAGUGUCCUCAUAUGAGGACAUCACAUUUUGGGUUUACUUUUUUGUGCCAUCUAGUGGUAGUAGGAGCACAAUACACUAAUCCAUGUAAAAACAAGAUGGCGGCCAUCUCUGCAAAGCCAGUCUGCAGCUGAUCCUGGUACAAAAGUGGACAAGGUCCAAAACCUGAUCACAUCUGCUUCAGAGACGGACUAACUUUGAACGUCAUGGAUCAAAUCUAUGGGAUGUUUGAGCCAGUUUAUUCUUACAUAGUUUACUUACUAUAUACUUUUUAUAUGUAUGUAUGUGCUGCACUCUUGAAAAUAAAACACUGAACAACUAAAUAUAUAGCUUUUAAUUAUUAGGUUUUAAUGAUUUUAACUUUUUUCAAUACAUUUUUAUUAUUCUGACUGUUCUGUUUGUUUACAUUCACUUAUAUAUUUGAUCAUGUACCAUCAUUUUUGUCUAAUUUUAUUGUCUAUUUGCCUUUGUUUUUGUUUUUACAGUAAAGCACUUUGAGCUACAUCUCCUGUAUGAGAAGUGCUCUAUAAAUAGAGUUUACUAUAGUUAAUAUUUGGGAGAAAAAGAGAAAUGACUAAAUGUUUUUAAAAAUGUAUUGCAUAGAUACUGUACUGUGCAGCAUUAAGACUUUCCAGAAUCAAACUGAUGAAUGGUAAAUAAUGCUGGACUGUAAGCAGACCAAAAGCAGGGUUUUAUUAUGGGAUAGAUCCCAAACAAACAUAUCAGAAUGUGCAUUUUCAUUGUGGCUGUAACUAUAGUUUCCAGUAUGAUUGUAAUGAAUUGGAAAACAGGUAAAUCAUUUCAAACAUGGACACCAUAAUGUUUAAUAUAUCCUUUAUUUUUAUUAAACAAAAUUUCAGUAAAAACUCUUAUUAAGUAGAAAGACAAAAUUCCCUGUCAGUAGUUUGCUCCAGCUGUAGGGCCGUCCCCAUUAACUAAAUCAUCAUGUCAUGACUAAUUAAUCUAUCAGUUGAAAACAUCUGCAAAGAGUAUCCAUGUCGUUGUUGUUCUUAUACAGUCACACAGGAUAUCUACUUUCAAUUCAGUUUAUAACAAAAGACAUCUUUGUUAAUAUAAUGCAGAUAAUGUGAACCUUUCCCAGUGAAUAAUUUACAAAAGAUGAGAAACAUUUCCUAAAAACAAACAAGCAUCUUGUUUACCUACAGCUGAUUACAUAAGAGAGGGGGGGGCAGCCCUACACUGCUCUCUCUCUCUGAGGUCUGUCAAAGACCUCCACAUCUCCUCGUUUGUUCACUCCUACUGAAUUAGUGCCGCGAGAAAGAUCGAGCCCGCGUGAACUAACUCUUAACUGUUGGGUCACAGCGGGAGAAAGUUGACAGUAUAUAGUGUCAAAACUACAGCGUAGACAGCAGUGUCUGUUACAAAGGCGUUAAGAAAGAAACAGAGCGGUGAGCAGGUGCGCCGUGCACGUUGAGCCACCUCUGGCAGUGUUUUCAACUAUUACUCUCCUUUUUUUUUUCCUUUUUCUUUAAAAAAGAAAAAAAAGAAAAGAAAAAAAAGAAGGAA